Messenger RNA from Aspergillus tubingensis, 3096 nucleotides. RefSeq names its product MFS transporter. The record is from RefSeq and is a predicted model, not a curated record. Bases 1 to 3096 code for a protein of 1031 amino acids. NCBI's taxonomy places the organism in Eukaryota, Fungi, Ascomycota, Eurotiomycetes, Eurotiales, Aspergillaceae. The transcript has 7 exons.
AUGGCUCCAUCAAGGAGCGCCGGCGGGGGUAGGAUGGCUAGGUUGCUGAGUAUUUUGAAUCCCUUGACAUGGAGACAGCGGCUCGACUUGGACACUCGGUCUUUCCUUAUCAUGCUGAAGGGCGCUUUGCCACCGACAAUUGUGAUAGCGAUUUACCAGAGUAGUGCUAUAUCCGACAUCACCCUCACAAUCGGAUAUCUAUCAGCUCUUAUUUCGGUCCUGUCUCAAGCACUGACACCGCGGGCCAAGUUCAUGCGUAUCAUGUUUUAUGAUCUCUUGUCAACAUGUGUAUCAGCUUCUCUUUGUUGCUUAGCUAUAUUCUGCGCCGUACGAGCGAGACAACAUAACACCCCUCCAGAUGCUAGCGAGGCCGCCCGGAAUGGCUUCAGUAGCGAUGCCUGUGCCGUGUCCGCUAUAUGGCUGAUAUUCAUGAUUUGGGCCGCAAAUACCAUCCGUGCUUGGCGCCCGCAGGAGCUGCAGGAUCCUAUGGUAGCUUUCUCGAUCUUUUCUUCUGUUACUAUCACUCGCGGUGGCAUGUUCACCACACUAUCCGAGGGUCUUUCAUUCGUUUCUAGACUGUUGAAGGGGUUUAUGCUGGGGUUUGCCAUUGCUACCGGGGUCUCUCUUCUUAUACUACCAAUUACUAGCCGCGGACAUGUCUUCGACGACAUCAGGGGUUACGUCGCGAAGAUCGAUAACGUACUCCAGUCGCAGAUUGACUUUGUCAAGGGGACAUCAGAGGUAUGGACCGGAGGUCAAGGGCUUCUAAAGAGGACGCGCACGGCACGAAGUAUGCGGGACAUGCAGAACAGUCCCAGUUCGGAUCUGGAAGCGAAGCAGAAGCGCUUGACAGCAUCAAUCACCAAAUUGAACGGAUUGCACGGGAAGCUACAGUCAGACCUGCUCUACUCGAAAGACGAAAUUGCAUGGGGUAAACUAUCAGCAGGCGAUCUGAGUAGGAUUGGAGGGCUGCUGCGAAGUGUUUUGCUGCCCCUUUCGGGAAUGGCUAUGCUGCCUGAGGUGUUGGACAUGAUUGUCAGGAACGAAGGAACGCGCAACAACAGUGUGAGAUCACUCGACGCCGAGGAGGAUUCUGUGAAACAAUCCGAGAUGCAGAAGGUAGCCCAAACGCUUCAAGACCGCCUUGUGGACUCUUCCAGGUUGGCGACAGUUGGAUUACAAUAUGUCUUACUGGCUCUUGGGCUAUCUAAGCGCAAGAAAAUCGAGAAACAAUACUCAGGAAAAGCAGAUGAGGAAGGGACCGGAGAACUACUCACACCACUAGAGCCACAAUUCGCACAGCGUUUUGAACAAGAAAUGCGAAACUACUUCUCACGCCGCAAGGACCUCACAAGAAACCUUGCCUCCCUUCAGGCGUUUACGGUCUUAGAGAAGCCGGAUGAUGCCACCUCCCAGGAAGACAUGGCGGCCAUUGCGACAGACCCUGACGUCAAGCAGGAGUUCUUUCUCAUCCUGUUCAUGGGACAUCUGCAGGACAACCUACUGACCGCGACUCUCGACUUGAUCCGUUUCGCUGAUGACCGAAUCCAGGAUGGCACUAUGAAGCGCAGCAGACUGAUUCUCCCCAGACUCAACACCAUCCGUAAAUGGCUCUCCCUUAAUACCGACCACGACACCAAGUCUGCUCCGGAUAGGAGACAUUCAUCUCAUGUCGAUCCAGCUUCUGCCCUUGGCCAGACCGAAGCGAACAAUUUCCCGGAUCCCGAGCACCUGCCCCCGGCCAAUUGGUUUGAGAAAGGCAGCCUGGCGCUCCGCUACUUAUCGCACAUUAUCAGUUCCGAGCAAAGCAUUUUCGGCUUCCGCGUUGCAGCAGCUGCAUUUUCCGUUGGUAUUCUGGCAUACCUGCGUAAGACACAGGACUUUUUCAUCCACCAAAGAUGCAUCUGGGCCAUGAUUGUCAUUGUGAUCGGAAUGAACCCGACCAGCGGACAGACAAUGUUCGGCUUCGUUGCGCGCAUCGUCGCAACAGCCGUUUCAUUAGUCCUGAGUUUGAUCGUCUGGUAUAUUGUGGAUGAGAAGACCCCAGGUGUCAUAGUAUUCCUCUACCUCGCCAACGUCUUCGAGUACUACUUCUACGUGAAAGUCCCACAAUACUUCGGAGCCUCCGUGAUCGCCAUUGUGACCCUAAACGUCAUCGUAGGCUACGAACUACAAGUCCGCAAACUUGGCAUCGAAGUCGCCACCUCCAACGGCCAACCCUACUACCCCAUUUACCUCUUCGGCCCAUACAAACUCGCCGCCGUCGCCGCCGGCUGCGCCAUCUCCUUCUUCUGGGUCAUCUUCCCCUACCCCAUAACCGCCAAAACCACCCUCCGUAAGACCCUCGGACGCGGGCUCUUCGUCCUCGCCAAGUUCUACAGCUGCAUGCACACGACCAUCGAGCUCUGGCUCACCGGUGAACUCGGUACCACCGAAGACGACGACGACAUCCGCUCCGCAACCUCCACUCUUCAACGUACCCGCCACAAAGUCUUCAAAGAAGAAAUGCUCCUCCUAAACAGCCUCCGCAUGCACAGCCACUUCAGUUCCUUCGAGCCGCCCAUCGGUGGGAAAUUCCCCCGUGCAACUUACGAUGAAAUCAUCUCGCAGAUCCAGCGCAUGCUCACUAGCAUGGCGUUAAUGGCGCAUACCACUCAGAACAUGGAUGCUUUGUCCACUACCACCACCACCAACUCCACUGACAAUAGUGACAAUAACAAUAAUAAUAAAUGGAUCUCCCGCCUCGCCUCAAUAGCCCUCCAAUCCAGCGGCUUCAAAUCCCACAAAAUCACCUCCCUGCUCUGCCACUUGUCCGCUUCGGUGCAGAAUUCUCAGCCUUUACCGCCGUAUCUCGAGACGGGGGAUACAUUCCCGCUUGCGAGGGAGCUGCAGCGCAUUGAUGAGGAGUUGUUGAGUAUUCGACAUGUAGAGGAUCCGGCUUUCUCGGCGUUUGUUUGUCUGGAGGUUUUGAGGUCCGUGGUUAGUUGCUCGUUGGAUGAUUUGCUGAGGAAUGUGAAAAGCUUGGUUGGGGAGUUGAGCUUUGAUUUGCAUGUUCGGGAUGGGGAUGAGGCGCAGCGGUUGAUGCAGGAGGAGUAG